Messenger RNA from Haliotis rufescens (red abalone), 3554 nucleotides. Its product is annotated as band 7 protein AGAP004871-like. Gene Ontology annotation, cellular component: plasma membrane. Bases 84 to 1160 code for a protein of 358 amino acids. The record is from RefSeq and is a predicted model, not a curated record. The transcript is spliced from 8 exons. Lineage: Eukaryota; Metazoa; Mollusca; Gastropoda; Lepetellida; Haliotidae.
AUGCAAAGGAUUAAUCAAUACCGCGUGACUGCUGAAUACAAAAUACUGAUUAUGUGCAAUCCUUAUCGAAGUGUUUGUUUGUUAUGGAGACGGAACACGAGGCUGGCAACAGGGUGGAGCUUAACGUCCAGGUCUCCCACCGGAAGUUCCCAAGUUUUCAAGGCAACAGUGCGAUGUACCGAGGCGAAGGAGGACAGGCAGAGGAGACGGGAACGGACCAACUGAUAGACGAGUAUUAUAAAGACCUUGAUAACGACCCAAAGUUAUCGGAACCCAAACCGCCUCAAGUCAGUCAUCCUAGCACCAACAAUAUGAGCGGACACGGCGGACACGGCGGGGCUAAAGUUGAACCCUUUUCAAUCGAUUCGGAAAAUGAUAGUGACAGCGGUAUUGGGUGCUGUGGAUACAUCCUGUACGGCCUCUCCCUCUUCUGCAUGCUCAUCACAUUUCCCUUAUCCCUCUGUGUAGCCAUUAAGGUGGUGCAGGAAUAUGAGAGGGCGGUCAUAUUUCGACUGGGUCGUCUGGUCCCCGGAGGCGCCAAGGGGCCGGGUUUGUUCUUCAUAAUCCCGUGCAUGGAUUCUUUCACCAAAGUGGAUCUGAGAACUAUAUCGUUCGAUGUGCCGCCCCAGGAGGUGUUGACGCGUGACUCUGUGACGGUAGCCGUGGACGCUGUGGUCUACUACCGUACGAGCAACGCCACCGCUUCCAUCACCAACGUGGAAGACUCAAGCCGAUCCACGAGACUGUUGGCAGCCACAACACUCAGGAACGUCCUUGGAACCAAAAGUCUGGCCGAGAUUUUGUCAGAGAGAGAAACUAUCAGUCAGAGUAUGCAGAUGUCCCUAGAUGAAGCCACAGACCCAUGGGGUGUGAAGGUGGAGAGAGUAGAAGUUAAGGACGUGCGACUGCCACUCCAGCUCCAGAGAGCCAUGGCUGCAGAGGCAGAAGCUUCACGAGAUGCACGGGCCAAGGUCAUUGCCGCUGAAGGAGAACAGAAGGCUUCCCGGGCUCUGAAGGAAGCUGCUGAUGUCAUCUCAGAAUCUCCCGCGGCUUUGCAGUUGCGUUAUCUGCAGACGCUUAAUACCAUCUCGGCUGAGAAGAACUCGACAAUCAUUUUCCCUCUGCCCAUUGACCUUCUGCAAUCAUUUGUGAAGAAAUAGUGAAAAGAAGUCAAUCAUUUGUGAAGAAAUAGUGAAAAGAAGACCGCUUGUUUUGUGGCACAUGAGAACAUUUGAGAUGUUAUGUUGAGGGGUUUGUGUUGAGGUUUUUUUGUGGUUUUUUUUGUAUAUUUUGUUUUCAAUUUUUUUUAAUUUGUUCUAAAUUUAUUUAUUUUUCUUAUUAUUUAUUUGAUUUUUAAGGGGGGGGGGGGGGGUAGGGUGUUAGGGUGUGUCAUUUGGUAAAUUGGGGUGGGUGGGGGGUGAGCGUAGAGAUGGGCAGCGAUGGAGAGGGGCAGUGUGGGGAUUGUUCAGGCAGCUUGUAUACAUGCACUGGUUGUUUGUUCUAAAUGGUAACAGUGGUUUCAUGACUAUUAUAUAAAUGUUUGACCUUUUUUCCACUUAUCCUUGAAUACUGUUGUAUCAGCAGCAGCAUAUAACCUAAGGGUGAUAUUAUCAGUAUUGAGACCAUCAUGUACACGGUGCCUUGUAUAUUACAUAACCCUACACCUUGUUUAACCAGAUUCUGCCAGUCUUACACACACUGUCAACUACGAUUCUACAUUAACUUCCCCUAUAAUGCAGAAAAGUAUCUGUUAUAUUCUACUUGUUUGUUCCCGCACAUGUUUUCGACGUCAACAAGAAAUAAAAAUAAUAAUCUGUCUUUGUCACUUUCACUACAGGCACAGUUGUAUUGAAAGGAUAUUUAAGACAAAACAUAUUUACAUUUCAACUCGUUCGUUAUUACCUUGUGCUCUUUAAGGGAAAGAGGAGUAAGCAUGAUUAUUGCUUGUGCUGUAUUAAUUCUCUUGUAUACCAUGAGAUAUUACUCAUUUGAUAAUCCAAAUGUCUUUGGGUCAAUAUUUUAUUCAACAAGUAUCUACCCUCCAUUUGGUAUUAGUUUGCUGCUUUCUGUUGGCUGGUGCAGCGUAAAGCAAUAUUCUUUUAUUCUUUCUAGGGGUUACUGUGUAAUCUUGAAAAUUUUGCCCAUUUCAUAUUCGGUUUCAGAAUACAAGAUGAUAUCAUUACCCAAAGCACAAAAUAAGUCUGCACUGGUACUUCCACCAUUUGCACCAGAUAUAUGUUCCACAAAGGAGGCAUAACGCUCCGAGGAUCGCAAGUCUGUGCUGAAGUAUGGGAAGUGCGAUCAUCCUAGCCCUAAGAUCGCUUUAUUAAACAGUUUGACAAAUACAUUUAUGUCAGAAGUUGCUUGAAUUGACAAAAACAGAAGAGAAUUCCUAGGAUGACGCCAAUAUGCUGCAUUCAGAAUGAAACCCCUCUGUGUAGUCUGGAUAACAAGACUGGAGAGGGCCGACUAAACUAGCUAUCUAAAGAUAUCUGCAAAGGGUCAAAACAGGUCCCUUCGUAAGAGCAGGGUGAAUUACACUUCCCUGUUUGGAGGGUCCUCUGUCCCGAAACCUUUGGUAAUAAUUCCUUAAGUUCCUGAAUUUGGUCCCGGGAAGGUGACGACCAUCCCAUUGUCUUAUAGAGCGUUAUAUAUAUUUAGACGGCAGAUAGGUGCGAAUAAUCUGAUCUUUCAGCUUAUGUUCAGGAAUAUGUUUCAUUUAUACUCCCCCAAGGCCUUUAUUAUUGAACCUAAUUCCACCCAGUAAAGUGAGUGAUUGAGGAUGGUUUUGCGCCGCUUUUAGCACUAUUCAAGCAAAUAUCACGGCGGGAGACACCACAAGUGGGCUUCACACAUUUUACCCAUGUCGGAAUCGAACCCGAGUCUUCGGCGUGACGAGCGAACGCUUUAACCCGACCGCCAACCCCCCCCCCCCCCCCCCCCAACAACUAUGUAGUACUGCUGAAUGACAGAAUAUGCAAGUUCUGCGCUGAAUCGAAGCUUCAAACUGUGAUAGAAGAUAAAGCCCACUUCUUACUUGACAGCUUCUUCUCUUCAGAUCAACGUUGCAAACGUAACAGUGUACAUCGAGAAAAACUUAGUUUUUAUUCAUUCAUUCAUUGGACAGCACUGAGAAGUUGUAUUAAUUUUAUCUUACAAUGCUUUACAACACCUCUUAGCUUUCACUUUAUAUAUAAUGUACAAAGGAAGCCUUGUAAAUAGAACUCUAAAAUGUGGAUACAGCUGGAUGAUGAUACAGUUCAAAUGUGUUCAAAUUGUAUAUACAGUAAACUACGUUUAUAACGAACUGACCGAUCAAACGAAGUUAUGUUUUAGUCCCGGGAAAUAUGUUGAAAAAUGCUGUAUAUAUGCUUAUAACGAACUACGGUUAUUACGAACUACAAUUAUUGGUCCUGUUGAGUUCGUUAUAACCGUAGGUUACUGUAUGUGGCCAUGAGCUUGAUGGGCAUCAUACUCUUAUCUGUAUGUAACAUUGUUUUUGUAUUGUUGUGAGUAUAUUGCUAGCUCCAGAAAUAAACUAUUUAUCUAUCUUA